Mugil cephalus (flathead mullet) is the source of this 2168-nucleotide messenger RNA. RefSeq names its product protein downstream neighbor of son homolog. The transcript is spliced from 12 exons. Bases 121 to 1944 code for a protein of 607 amino acids. Gene Ontology annotation, biological process: nuclear DNA replication. Lineage: Eukaryota; Metazoa; Chordata; Actinopteri; Mugiliformes; Mugilidae. Gene Ontology annotation, cellular component: nucleus. The record is from RefSeq and is a predicted model, not a curated record.
UACGCUGCGCGCCAAAUUUGUAAAGUCCGGAAGGCGCAACAACAAAACACAAGCGGGCUCUGUGUUCUCCUCAGCGGUGUUGUACUUAGAUAUUAUUUUGAUACGGUGUAUCUUGGCACCAUGUCUCAACAAGAAGGGUACUCGCCCAGCUUUAAACGGCCUGCGGAAAUUAUGCGAAUGAGGAGGAAGAGAGCCCGAAGCGAUGCCGGAGUCUUCUCGAGCCCGAGCGGCCAGGGUUCCUCUGGUAGCCCCGGACAAAGCAGCUCGUCCCCGGCCUCCCUUCGUCCCUUUUCCCCGGGACCGCUUUUCAACGCCCAGCAGCGUUCCGGGGGCGGAAUAAAACGCAGGAACCCGUUCGCAAAUAUCGAGAAUACGUUCAGCCCCAAAAAGAAACUUCUCAUCUAUAACGACGGUAGUGCCGAACCUGCGGAAAGUCACGGCAAAGCUGCACUAAAGGAAGGAGAUUGGCAUUUCAGUGAGAAGUUGACUGAGGCGGAAAAAAGGGAAUCCGAACAUAUUCCCAGCGAGAAGUGUCAAACUUUCUCAGAGGACGACUCUCUGUUUGAAGAGGAGGAGGAAGAUGUUCUAAGGCCACUACUGAAGAGCCCUCAGGCCAUUGCUCCUGCCUCCAUAGCCCCUCCCGUCUGCACUGAAUAUCCGGCUGACUGGAGCCUGAAGACUCGCGUCCUCUUCACCUCCCCGCUAUCCCUGUCAUGGGCCGAGCACCCCAAAGCCCAGGAGGAAGCUCUGGGACUCAGCCAGCACUGCAGAUCUCAGUUCACCACCCUGCCGCACAGUUUGCAGGAUCCCAAGUCCAGCUCAGAGCUCCGUUGCGCCUUCCAGCAGAGUCUGGCGUAUUGGCAGCAUCCCUCCGUGUCCUGGCUGUCUCUGUUUCCCAGGAUCAACGCAGAGAGGAGCUUCACCGGGAAGAGCACGCCGUGGGCUCAGGACGCAGCGCUGCAGCAGAGCCUCAUGAGGGAAUGGUCCGUCAGCCUCUCAUCCCUCUACAGUCUCUUAAAGUCCAGACUCUGUCCAUACUUCUACCUUUGCUCCUAUCAGUUCACAGUGCUGUUCAGGGCGGCAGGUCUCGGGGGGAACGGAAGCAUCACCGCUUUGAUUUCUCCCACAACGAGGGGUCUCAGAGAGGCAAUGAAGAGCGAAGGCAUAGAGUUCAGUCUCCCCCUAGUGGAGGAGAAGAAGAAGGGCAGGGAGCAACAGAACUCUGGAGCUGACCACGGGGAGGAGGAUGAAGGAGAGCACAAGGAAAAGGAACACCACAGGACACCCUCAGAAGACGACGUGGAUGGCGACGAUGAGUGCACUGAAGAUGAGGAGUGUAGUUUCUCCUGGCUGAAGGAGAUGGGAGUCCAGGACAAAAUCAAGAAACCUGAUGGCAUCACCAUAAAACUUCGCAAGGACAGCCACACCGUGUCUCUGGACCACAAACCUGAGUCGGUGGUCUGCGUGGAAGGGUCGCACACCUUCACCCUCAUCAACUUCCUCAUCAACUGUAAGAGCAUGGUGGCCGCAGCCGGUUCCCAGGCUGGCCUCCCCCCGACGCUGCUCUCUCCCGUCGCUUUCAGAGGAGCUACGAUGCACACACUGAAGAGCCGCAGCGUGAACGUGAAGAGCCAGGUUGGCUCCACCUACCAGAACAUCAGCAGUCUGGAAGUCACAGGACCGAUCCUUCCGUCCUCCCUUCACGCCAUCACCACCCUCCUCCGGCCGGCGCAGAAAGGAAACUUCUCAGCUGCCCUUUACGCGCACGUGCCCACAGCUGUCAUGAACGUGCACGCCAAACAGUUCACUAAUGGAACAGCGGACCUGUCCGCUUGUGGCCUCCACCCUUCCUCCGUCCAGCAGCUGCAACAGCCCUCCGGUCUGGGCAAGAGUGCUCUGACCCACAUCAACAUGAACAACUACAGCUACACUUGGAAGAACUAACAAAAGUUGGCCAUUAAUGUGUGUUCCUCCAACUUGCACUCUUGAUUGAGAUUUUACUUUCUUGCACUGUGUCCUUUGCAAUCUAGCGUUUAUGAUUUUUAUAUGUUCAGUGCAACCUUUAUAUUAAAGUUGAUUGCUGCUCCUGCGCCGUGGCAGGUUCUGUGAUUAUACGCAGGACUGGAAUGCUAAAGAAAUAAAUGCGUUCUAUUGAAUACAGAAAACCA